Eruca vesicaria subsp. sativa (arugula) is the source of this 465-nucleotide messenger RNA. The record is from the annotation of a GenBank genome assembly. NCBI's taxonomy places the organism in Eukaryota, Viridiplantae, Streptophyta, Magnoliopsida, Brassicales, Brassicaceae.
AUGACUUCUCCUCCUCCUCCUCCACUCUUGACGGUUUCGCCAGCCACCGCAGAAGCAAAUUUGCCUGAACUAACGGUCGCUGAUUUCUUCAAGUCAGCAGAUGCGUUCCCACUCUAUCUCCUAAUCUUGUUGAUCUUUUACUUCGUCCUAUUACACUACUGUCGCCUUAGGUUUAAACAGAAACUAAAACCCUUGAAGAAGGAGAUUUUAGAGUCUCUCCCAAAACUGACACUAUCGACGGAAUCAUGUACUACUACGAGGUCACGUAGAUGUGUGAUAUGUCUUGAGGAUUAUGUGGCAGGUGACGUUGUGCGAGUGUUGCCACCAUGCGGGCAUAUGUUUCACGUUUUUUGCAUUGACAAGUGGUUUCAGUUAGGCUCUACCUGCCCUUCAUGCCGCAUCAUCCCAGUCGCACACAUCAAACCGAACAUUUAUCACAAACUUCUACAUGUGUUAGUCCGUUAA